GCCAUGGAGAUGGGCCUGGCCUGCGUUGUGUGCCGGUGAGUUUGUACAGUCCGUUCAGUUUUCUUUUUGUGAUGAUUUUUUUUAAUAUUAUUUUUCUAUUGAGAACGUAGAUUUUAUGUGAUCUAUUAAUAAGUUGGAUAAUGGUUAACUUGGACACAUAACUUUGCAAUGUGCAAGUAAAACAAGAAGCACCAUUUUUUGUAUACUCUAUUUUAUCACAUAGUUUUUCAUGCCCUGUGAAACACAUUUUGAUUUGGAUUUUACUACACUGGCUGGUUGCUUAUAGAUUAAUUGAUCUUGCUACCCUAUACUCUCAUAGAAGGUGUAUUAUAGCAGGUAUCAAACAGCUGUAGCCGAGAAAAUCCAAUGCACUGUGCAAUUUUAAUGUUUAAUGAUUAUCUAAAAUAUCAAACUUGUCGUUUUCAGACAAAUGACUGUAUUCUCUGGUAACGUGUUGGUUGAAUGCCAGGAAUGCCACAAUCUGUACCAUCAGGACUGCCACAAACCCCAGGUCACAGAUAAGGAUGUGAAUGACCCUCGUCUUGUCUGGUAUUGUGCCCGCUGUACCAGGCAAAUGAAAAGAAUGGUAGGCAUUCUGUGGUCCAAAAUUUACAAAAAAAAUCUUUUCAGAAAUUUAAGAGUAGGGAAAGGCGACCAGAAUGUGAUAUUGCAUUGUAUUUGUUUUAUUUAGUUUCAGUAAAUCAGAUCAUCUGAGAUGGAUAGUGUAUCAUUAAAAAGGUUACAUUUGGUGUAUUUUGCUCUGUUCAAUAAACCAUAUUAUGUAUUUGCUAAAAGGGUUACCAUCUGAAGCAAAAAAACAAAAAACUAUAGCUAGUCUGUGUAUGUGUUUCUAUACAGGGUCUUGUAGGUUUUGUUUUCUAUUUCUAUGUUCCAUGUAUUAUUCAGGCACAAAAGAAUCAGAAGCCCUCUCAAAAGCCUGUGCCGUCCUCAGUAACUACAGUUCUACCAGUUGUAAAGGAUCCAUCCAUCAGCAAACCUGAACAGAAACCCAAGCCAGAUUCUGCAAACACAUUUUUAGCAUUUAAAAGAGCAGAAGUUAAGGUAUGGUUUUUCUUAAUUUAAUGUGAAAUGCAGAAUGUGUAUAUUAUAAGAUAAAAAUCUUAAUCAGUUCUUGUAUUUUAUAUAUACAUAUAUUAAUAUAUAUAUAUAGCUCCAUAAAGCAUAUUUACAUCGUAGAACUGAUAUCUGCUAUUUAAUUGUAGCAGCUACAAUUGUUUUCUUGUUUUAAAUAUUGAUAUUCAAAAUGUGCCUGACAUUCGUCCUCUAUUCUGGGAGAUAUUUUAAGGACUGUAUUUUGGUUAGGCUUUUUAGAAAUUCAGCACGGGACACCCUAGAUGCCAAAAUCACUACGUCUUAAUGAAUGGGUUUUGGUCCAAAGGUCCCGUCCCUUUUAUCUGGCUCUGUAAAACAAUGCUGUCUGAGAAAAGGCCAUGUUUUCAUUUUCAAUAACUUUUAGUGGCUGUUUAUCUGAGCUUUCAUAUUGAAGAUCUUUGAUUUUCUUUAUGUUCAUGCGUCAUCCAACACCACUUGUUUACACUGAGCAUCUUGUCUAAGAGAAGCUUUGCUUUGGAUCAAGAUUAUCAAAUAUGUUCAUCUCAGAGAAGGUGGAGUGGUUGCUGGGGGAGACUACCUCCCCCAGAUUACAUGUGUGGCUAAUUGCUUUUUCCUUCAUUUUUUAUAUUUUUAAAGGGGUGAUGCCCUAAAUCCAGUACAGUAAAGGAAUACCCAAAGGUUAAACAUAAAUAUAUUUAUAGUUAACAUUACAGGAGUCCUUUUAAAGAUUUUUUACGAGCAAGUGAAACAGCCUUUAAAUAAAUCAUAUACACUUUAGCAGUAGGAUCAAGUGAGAACUAGCAUUUAUAGGUACACCAUGAAAAAAUGUUAUGCCACCUUCUUCACCUAUCUAGUGCCAGUUCCUGCUGUUCUUUCUUAUCUGCAUCCAACCAAUUUUUCUUGCUGCCUCUCAUCCAUUCAAGUUGUCCUUUCCCUCCAAGUUCCACAUGCAUUUCUGAUAAAGAGAGAGACAUGUUUUUUUUUACCUGUCAAAGCAGCUUGGAAUGACUGUCCACUGCUAAGUCCAGCCAGUCUGACAUCACACAAAGUACGGUACUGUGUCCCAGAAUGAAUUACCUGGGGAAGGGAGAUUAUCUGCUGGUUAAUGUUUCUGUUCGGUGGUGAGUGAUGAAUGAUCUACUGUAUAUUAUUUAGUUGAACUCUCAGGUUUGUUUUGUCAGAGAGCCUCUAUUAAUAUAGAGCAGUGGCUGUUAUUCGGAGUUGCUAUUUAUUUGCAUCUCCUUUCUACUAUAAGAAUUUAAAGUCUUAAUCAAGAUUUUUAAGAUUCUCAAGGAAAUGUUGACAUUUUCUGUGCUGCAUUAGUAGUUGCUAGUUGUAAAACUGUUUCUUGGUGCUUCCACAGUACCUUGAUGGUAAUUCUGGGUAAACUUGUCAGUCUGCUGUAUAGUGUUAGUGUAGAUUAUCUCCGUGUUUGCACAACACAGUAAAAUAAUUUUGCAAGUUAUGGUUGUACAGGAGAUUUGCAGAUUAAUAUGUCCACUCAUGGUGAAGUUCUAAUUUAGGAAGAAGAUGCUGUUAUUAUAGCCAUUCUAUUUUAAACAAGCCUUUUUUUUCAUUUUUGAAAGGCGUAUGUGUGCCAUCUGGCAGGUAAUAUUUUUCCAAGCGAUAGCAAUGGGGAAAAACAUAAAUGUGUGUGCUGCGUAAAUUGUAUGGUUUUCCUUGUGAAUAUUCUCUUUCACACCAACUCUACUGCCAAUUUCUUAAACAAAUCAUUGUUGGCUGACACUAACAUUUUUCUUUUCUGAGUAAAAAAAAAAAGUCUUUAAUAGAAGGAUAGAAUAAACAGUGUAAACAAAUGAACAAAUGCUGUUGGAUUGAGCGGGUAUUCCACAUAUUAAGAAAGUUGUGGUUUUAUCCUCUAAUAGGACGUCUGUGCUUUAGCCUUCAGCUUGCACAGUGUCCCUUCUUGCACACUCUUCUUUCCCCUCUCCCAGCUGUCAGUCACAUAGCCAGCAAGGCACUUUUCCUGAUUCUGUACUGGGACAGAAAGUGGAAAAUAAUGCUUCUAAUAGAGAAGCAUCAGAUUGGUUGGGAAAUAAUCUACCACGGCAAGGAGACCCUCUCACUGCUAGAUUAAAGGGAAUUAACAUCUUUGUUUUGAAGGUGGCCCACAAGUCUAAACAACAGUCUAGCAUUAUAAAUAACGCUUUAGUAUUCCCUAAUCCUACUUCAUAUUUUCCACUGAAAAAGUUGUCCUUAUAAUUCUUUAUCAUGGGUUUACAAUUGUACAAGAUGAGUAUGUUUCUUGCUAUUAUUUACCAAUACUUGUUUUUACUUUGUCGUGAAUUAAGGUAUCAGCUGCAGUGUCCUCCAGUUCCUCAAGUUCUGCAGCCUCAUCUACAGCUGCAAGUGGCCUCACAGGAUGGGCUGCAUUUGGGGCCAAAACUGCAAGUGCUGCGCCAGUAUCAGCCAAGUUGAGUUCAACAGCACCGUCUAGCAGUGGGAAGCCGCCUGCACUUUCUGCAGGACAGAAACCUACAGGUACAUCUGGAAUGGCCACUUCUAAAACUGGUUCAGUGUCUAAAACUGGAUCUAGCAGCAACACCUCUAAUACCAUCCCAUUUAAACCUCUGCCACCUCUUAUACUUGGCAAACCUGGUCUCAGUCAUUCCUUGAGUAGUGACAAUGUCAGCAAAACCAGCCUGCCCAGUCCAAGCACAAACACAUCUGGCAGCAGCAGUCAACUGAUUAGUGGAAAUGGAGGAGGCAAUUCUUCAGGAAACAGUGGGAGCAGUAGUAGCAAAGCGACCGUGGACCCCAAUAAUCAGCAGUCUGGAGCAAAAGGCCCCACAUCUCAGGAAUCUCAAUUGAAUGCAAUGAAGCGCUUGCAAAUGGUGAAGAAGAAAGCUGCACAGAAAAAGCUAAAGAAGUAAUGUCAUGAUAAACUCAAAAUGCAAUCUAUUUAUUGGCUAAUGUGGCAGACUGCUAGCAUCAGACAGUUGUUAGGGAAGAGUACUCUGAAUAUAAUCUGAUAGAUUAGGAAGUUUAGUUACUUAUAAUUUAAUUUGUACGGUUGUGAAAUUUGUUUCCCCAGUCAAUACCACCACUUUGUUACUAAAUUUGAUUAUCUCCGUAAUCAAACCAUUGACCAGGUGAUAAUGAAUACUGUUUUUAAAAAAACUCUCUAGAGGAGACACAUAUUAUAAACUUUGAUUCAGAGAUCUGAUCCACCUGCAGAGGCCAAUAAAUCCUCUCUGGGUAGUGGUUCCCUACCACUACCGUCCUAUAGCUUUCUGUGCAAGAAUUAGUUAACAUUUUGUGUGUAUGUCAUGGUUUACUAACUUGAAAUGAACAUCAACCACCUGUAACUCAACACAAGCAUCACAUCUUUCAUUAUAAUAACAUAGCAAAAAGUAAUAAUGAAAACGACAUCAACAGAUAACUUUUCAAUAACGUUUAUUAAAAAAUAUGUUGGCAUUUUAUUUUGAGAAAUUUACAUGUGGCCAGACCAUCUAGUUGUUUUUUUUGAUUCAGCAAUGUAAGUCAUUUUCCUAUAAAAGUUAAUCUUGAUCAGCAGCGGCCUGAAGUGUUUCUAAUCUUAAAAUGACAAGUCAAGUUUGUUUCCAAAUUCAUGUGUUUUUUAAUUUUAUUUUUGUUUACUUUCUUAUUCCUCUUUGUUAACCCACAGUAGGGACACUGCAACUCUAUAGACAAAUUAUUGAAACCAUGCCUCCAUCAGCAUUGUCAGAUUUGAUGCUCUAUUUUGGAUUAUUUUGAGCAUAGUCUCACUAUAGAGUGUAUUAUUUGUAUAUGAAUUUCAGUCUUUCUACUGAUGCAGUAUAUUAUAUUAAUCAAAGAAUGAUGUACAU
Molecule: messenger RNA, 4904 nt
Organism: Pelobates cultripes (western spadefoot toad)
Lineage: Eukaryota; Metazoa; Chordata; Amphibia; Anura; Pelobatidae
Source: the annotation of a GenBank genome assembly